AUGAAGUUUACCCAGGCCACCAUCGCAUGGGCUGCUGCUGCCUUGGCCAGCGGUGCCUGGGCUGCAGAUGAGAGCUCCAGCUCUUCCGCUGCCGAGUCCGCGACGUCUGUCGCGGCGAACCUGCCUACUUUCACCCCUACCACCCUCAAGGCCCCCUUCCUCGAGCAGUUCACCGACGACUGGGAGACUCGAUGGAAGCCUUCCCACGCCAAGAAGGACUCCAACAACGAUGAGGAAUGGGCAUACGUCGGCGAGUGGGCUGUUGAGGAGCCCACUGUCUACAAGGGUAUUGAGGGCGACAAAGGUCUCGUCGUCAAGAACCCUGCCGCUCACCACGCCAUUUCCGCCAAGUUCCCCAAGGCCAUCAACCCCAAGGGCAAGGACUUGGUUGUUCAAUACGAGGUCAAGCUUCAGAACGGUCUCGAGUGCGGUGGUGCUUACAUGAAGCUCCUUCGCGACAACAAGGCCCUCCACGCAGAGGAGUUCUCCAACAGCUCUCCCUACGUCAUCAUGUUCGGCCCUGACAAGUGUGGACACACAAACAAGGUUCACUUCAUUUUCAACCACAAGAACCCCAAGACGGGCGAGUACGAGGAGAAGCACCUCAGCAGCCCUCCCACCGCUAGAAUCGUCAAGACUACUGAGCUCUACACUCUCAUUGUCCACCCCAACAACACCUAUGUUAUCAAGCAGAACAACGAGCAGGUCAAGACCGGCUCCCUUCUCGAGGACUUCCUGCCCUCGGUCAACCCCGAAAAGGAAAUCGACGACCCCAAGGACUCCAAGCCUGAGGACUGGGUGGACGAGUCCCGCAUCGCUGACCCUGAGGCCAAGAAGCCCGAGGACUGGGACGAGGAUGCUGCUUUCGAGAUUGUCGAUGAGGAGGCUACCAAGCCCGAGGACUGGCUCGAGGAUGAGCCUCUUACUGUCCCCGACCCUGAGGCUCAGAAGCCUGAGGACUGGGAUGAUGAGGAGGAUGGUGACUGGAUCCCCCCCACCGUUCCCAACCCCAAGUGCUCUGAUGCCUCUGGCUGUGGACUCUGGACAAAGCCCCUGAAGAAGAACCCCGACUACAAGGGCAAGUGGACCGCACCUUACAUUGAUAACCCCGCCUACAAGGGAGUCUGGGCCCCCCGCAAGAUCAAGAACCCCGACUACUUUGAGGACAAGACCCCUGCCAACUUUGAGCCUAUCGGUGCCAUUGGUUUCGAACUCUGGACGAUGCAGAACAACAUCCUCUUCGACAACAUCUACAUUGGUCACUCAGUCGAGGAUGCCAACAAGCUUGCCGAGGAGACUUUCGCCGAGAAGCAUCCCCAGGAGCAACUUCUUGAGCUUGCCGAUAAGCCCAAGGCUGAGGACAAGCCCAAGUCUCCUUCCGACCUCGUCUUCACUGAAGACCCUGUCACCUACGUCAAGGAGAAGCUCGACCUCUUCCUCACCAUUGCCAAGUCCGACCCCAUCCAGGCUAUCAAAUUCGUUCCCGAGGUUCCCACUGCUAUCGGCGGUCUCAUCGUCACCAUUGCUGCUCUUGUCGGUGUCUUUGCCCUGGGCGGCUCUGCUCCCCCGGCCGUCAAGAAGGCUGUCAGUGACUCCAAGGAGAAGGCCAAGGAUGCCAAGGACAAGGCUGCUGAGGCCGUUGCCACUGGUGCUGAGAAUAUCAAGGCCGAUGUCAACAAGCGUACUACUCGCAGCCAGUCAUAG
This is a messenger RNA of Truncatella angustata, 1704 nucleotides long. RefSeq names its product calreticulin family protein. Gene Ontology annotation, cellular component: endoplasmic reticulum; endoplasmic reticulum membrane. Gene Ontology annotation, biological process: protein folding. Bases 1 to 1704 code for a protein of 567 amino acids. Lineage: Eukaryota; Fungi; Ascomycota; Sordariomycetes; Amphisphaeriales; Sporocadaceae. Gene Ontology annotation, molecular function: calcium ion binding. The record is from RefSeq and is a predicted model, not a curated record. The transcript is spliced from 3 exons.